This is a messenger RNA of Pomacea canaliculata, 2243 nucleotides long. RefSeq names its product E3 ubiquitin-protein ligase MARCH8-like. Gene Ontology annotation, molecular function: zinc ion binding; ubiquitin-protein transferase activity. Gene Ontology annotation, biological process: protein ubiquitination. The transcript has 5 exons. Bases 70 to 1245 code for a protein of 391 amino acids. Lineage: Eukaryota; Metazoa; Mollusca; Gastropoda; Architaenioglossa; Ampullariidae. The record is from RefSeq and is a predicted model, not a curated record.
CAGUGCGCAUGCGCAGUGAUUGUCGACGUUGAAUGUGGCAAUGAAAGAUGGUUUGGUAUCAGUCUGCCGAUGGCCUCAGAUUUCUGUCUCGUUUGCGAAGAAUCUGAAUUGCUUAUACCGCGCGAAUCGAGGAAACUCGCCCGCUCCGAUGUUUCCACUGAGAAUCCAGUUACCGAUGAAGAUGACUCGCAAAUCCAGUUUCCAAUACGGCAGCUAGAAAGUACUCGGUCACCUGUGAUGUCGGCCGAGUCUCAAGAGACCAUUCUAAAGGCAUCAGAUCAUGUAACAGGAAUAUCAGAGGGAAGCUCUGUCUCAGAGUCUCAAUCAUCUGAUCUGGGGUACGGUUCCGUCUCCUCCUUGCCAUGUCCUUCGCAGCAGACAGUACGCAGUGGCACCAGUUCUGAAGUCAGGAAGUCACAGGAGAGUAAAUCAGUUUGCUCACAGAGUUCUGGAAGUGAUGGUCCUGUUUGCCGCAUAUGUCAUGAUGGAGAAGAUAAAGAGGAGCUCAUAUCACCAUGUCACUGUACUGGCUCGGUGGGGAUGUUGCACCUGUCCUGCCUGGAGCGUUGGCUGGGAACCAGUCACACCACUCGAUGUGAGCUGUGUCGAUACGAAUUUAUGCUUGAAAAGACAACACCCCCCCUAAGCGAGUUUUUCAAGUCUCCCCCUCAUCCAAAUCAUGGACUCAACACCAUCUGUGAUAUCAGCUGCUUCUUUGUGUUGACACCCGUUUCCAUAAUUAGUGCAUACCUAUGCAUCAGGGGUGCCCUUCGUUACUCACAAUGGCCUGGUAGCUGGCAGAUGCAAGGCCUCAUUCUUCUUACUACCUGUCUGAUUGUUAUCUACAUCACCUGGCUGGGUGUUGCCCUGCACUACCACGUAACAACAUUUCAAAAAUGGCGACUGAAACACCAAAUGGUAAAAAUCACCUCUAACAAGUCACUCAAUGGCAAACCUGUCUUCCAAGCCCUGAAACGAAAAAAAAUUGUGAAGCAGAACCCUUCUCCCUCCUCUCAUCAGAACUCAGACCAGCAGAGCAAUGAACUUAAUGAGGCUAUGCUUUUGUUCCAUCCAGUGCUGAAAUAUUCCACAAGUCUUCAUGCCACCAAAUGGGAGACAGAUUUGGAAAGUGGAAAUAGGCUAGAGAAUAAAGCAGAAAUGGCAGAUUGCAUGGACAAAACCAAGGCUACAUCCGCCAAAGAGCACAGUUCAGCCUUGGAUAUUAAGUUUGAGACAAAUGUAUAAAGUCUCCCAAUUUCUUGAACUAGAACAACACCUAUAAAAUCUCUGUUAACACAUCAGUUUUGGCCUUUUUUUUUUUUUAAACUUUCCUUGAGGAAUUUUAGCAGUAAUCAAUUUGUGCAGGAUGUUUUGGUAUUCAGCUUUCUGCUGUAAUCACUUAGAUGCUUCAUUUAAAUGGAAUGGGGAUGAUUGUCAAUUUCUUACAAAUAUUGAAUGUUCCACCUGUUACAUCUAAUCGUUUCUUAAAAGCCAAUUUAUCUACUACUCUGAGAUCUCCUGUUUAAGCAAGCAAGAUGGAAUAAAAAGCAUUGCUUGUCCCCAACCAUCAAGAAAAAGUGUUAUUCGCAAAUCAUGCUCCCUGUAUGGAUAGUUAUAAUUUACAAAAUUGUAUGUCACAAGCUGUUGAUAAUUGCACUGUUUACAAUCCUUUGGACGCAUUUUGGGUUUCCUGUCAGCUUCUGACAGAUUUAAUCAUCAGCUAAUGUAACCAAAUGUUUUAAAAUUACAGUGGUGUGAACAAAGAAAAACUGGCUUAUUGCAACAAGUUAUCCUCAUGAUUUGUGUGCUCUGUGAAAGAUUUUCCUUCCUUUCUAUUGUAAGCUAACAGCAGGAAGUAGAACUGUUUUAUGAAACAAAUUAUCCUACUCAUAAAAUCUCAUUACUGCAUCUUUAUUUUUGUAUGAAUCAUUUUAUGUGAAAUAAAACUAUAACUACUGUACAAAUUCUGAAUAUAUUGUAUACAAUUUCAGUAAAGAAAAACCACUUUAAAGUGCUUAUUUUGGAAUGAUUUUGUGCAUGCAUGUGGGCAUUUAAUUGCAGAAACUUGCACUAGGGUGUUCAUGUAUAUGAGAGUGGCAGUUUUGCAAAAUUAUUUUUUUCUCACCUUUUGCCUGCAUUUCUGAACUGCAUGUUAAAGAAAUAUUAAAGAAAUAAUUUUAAAUAAUACCUAAGUUUUGCUUAUUAUAUCAGUAUUUUAUGAUUAAACCUAUUAUUUGUUUAAA